Molecule: messenger RNA, 1051 nt
Organism: Ilyonectria robusta
Lineage: Eukaryota; Fungi; Ascomycota; Sordariomycetes; Hypocreales; Nectriaceae
Exons: 1
Coding region: 183-404 (73 amino acids)
Source: RefSeq, a predicted model, not a curated record
GUUAAUUCCUCGAUGUGAACACCAGAAGAGAUAGGAAACGGCAUUUGAAUCAAAGCAGCCAUUUUUCGGUCUACAUUGUUUAAGCAAGGGUAUCACAGACCACAAUUCCCUCCUGGCUCUAAGCCACAUUCUUCAUCCAACGCCAUGCCGCUGUAUCAAUAUGCAAAACAAUUCCCAUUUUCAUGACUCCGUCACAAAUGGCUCCCGACCAUUUCCCCAGGACCUUGCGGUCAAGCGCAGAACUCCUAGUAAUCAUUCCCCUGCUACUGGCCCAGCCACUAAGUUGUUCACUCCGUCAAACGCGCCCAACUAAUCAUAUUUGUGGUUGCCCAGAUGGCCAGCGGAGUGCGGUGGGCCAACAACUCUUGGGGCCCGUCCUGUGGCCGCGCCAUCAUGGCGAGUAGGGCCUUGCGGAAGUUGUCAAUCUUCUCCACUGUGGAAACGGCGCUGAGAUCGCCGACUGGCUCUGGUCAAACAAGUCUUUACUGAUUCGCCCCUACAAAUACCACCCGUACAGCAGCAUACGCCGCUACGACACUGGCAAUACCCUCUGGUGGUGCCGUAGAGUAAAUUGCCACGAACGCUGCAAGAAAACAGGAAAAAUAGGUCCUAGAAAAGGCGUUGGUUUAGCCCAGUGCCGGGCCUUGCUGUAUCAAUAAUGAACGGCUCCUCAUGUGUGGUUGCGAGCUUUAUCGGCGGGCGUGGAUUCGGGUUCGUUGACGGUGGGUGCAGUCUGUAUAGAGGAAAUCUGGUCUUGGAGAGGUUGAAUGUAACCGGAGGCUAGUACCUCCGAGGGGAGGCUCAUAGAAGCCAGGGUGGGCGAUAGCAGGGUCGGAAUUUCGCAUCGGAAAGGGGUCGAGAGUCGAUUCGGUGGCCAAGAAAAUCCAGAGGAGCACGUGGCGGACGAAUCAUGGUGUUCUACCUCGCGCAAGUACGGCUGGCGGGAUGUCGAGGAUCAAGGUCUCGGUGAGACAAGCCCAAGCAAGCUUGAUCUGGGUCAAGGAAUCAUGCUACCAAGGCCCGCUUGAAGGAGAGAGCCUGGGGCGGAGCU